Molecule: messenger RNA, 582 nt
Organism: Paraphaeosphaeria sporulosa
Lineage: Eukaryota; Fungi; Ascomycota; Dothideomycetes; Pleosporales; Didymosphaeriaceae
Exons: 3
Coding region: 1-582 (193 amino acids)
Source: RefSeq, a predicted model, not a curated record
AUGCAGCUGCCUAUCACUGACAAAAUCCUCGACGACGACCGCGACAGUAACGACAAGAUCCCCAACAUUCCCUUCGAGGUUGGCCUAUACGGCGUCACCAGUCGCACUUUAAUCGUCGGCAUCAACGGCUAUGUCUCGCCCGGCUCUAGAGACUCAGGUGCCUAUACCAAUGGGUCGUUGCCUAACGAUGGAGCUGAUGUUCCUUCGUGGGUUCCGUACUGGUCGGACUUGUACAUCUACAGCGGCACAGCUCAGGGUAUCUACCAGCAGAUCGACGGAGAUGAGAAUCAUCGCACUCUUUCGAUCGAGUUCUUUAUGUCAUUCUACGGAGCUUCAUCUUCUUACACCCAUUUCAUGGUCACUCUCUUCGAAGAAGACAUCGGGCGCGUGGUAUUCAGCUACUUCCAGACAGCAAGUCAGAAACCCGGAGGCCAAUCGAAUUACGGCACCAUUGGCGUGCAAAGACCUGCCACCGGCGAAUACAACCAGUACUCUUUCAAUGUGCAGCCUCGCGAAGGUCUGACGAUUGAGUGGAGACCCUCCACCAACCAGUGGAGGGAUGUCAGCACAGGUACUUGUUAG